UUAUGAUAAAAAAACGUGCUUGAACGUGCUCGUAUUUUGCUUUGUUGUGUUUUCAUCAAAUUUGAUGACAAUUGAAAAGUUCCUUUUUAUUUCUCUACGUUUGAUGUCAUAAUUAACUAAUUAUAAUAAUUCGGAAGAAAAUAUAAAAGAAGAAUAAUGGAAAUCAAUAUUUAUUGAUUGAACAAUUUUUCAUGUAUUCGAAAUGUCAGGGACCAAAAUGUUCAAUAGUUUUUCUUCAUCGAGAGGAUAUGGUCGAGGAGGCCGUGGUGGUCGAGGUGGCGGUGGACGAGGACGAGGAGGUCAUCCUCCUGGUUUAAGUGGAAAAGAAAUUGGUCUCUAUUAUAGGGACAAGGCGAGACACAGUGCUAAAAAAAGAGAAGAUGAAGCUAAAAUUCUUCGAUUAAAUCCAAACACCGAAAGACGAAUUACAUCGUUAAUUGAUUUUCGAAAAAUUCCCGAUAAUCUAUUUAAUCGAGAAUCAAAUAGAACAAAUGUUGCGUCAUCAUUCAACGAUCAGGAAAAUAAAUACGAAAAUAUGUACAUGCACAUAAAUGAUUCUCAAUUUAAGCGGAAAUUUUUGAAUAUCGUCACUGGAAAUAUACAGGAAAAUCUCAUGAAUUCUUUACGUACGAGUUCGAAAUUAAAAAGAAAUCAAGCCAUUGAUGAAAGAUUCUAUCAAGAUUAUCAAAAAAUGAUAAAUACAAAGGAGUAUUUGAAUAUGUUGAAUUUUCGUAAACUACUUCCUGCGUUUAAUAGACGGGAGGAAAUAUUAGAUCUUUUGAAACAUAAUCAAGUCAUACUGAUCAGCGGUGAAACAGGAUGUGGUAAAACGACUCAAGUAGCGCAAUUCAUACUCGAUAAUGAAUUGUUGAAGAAAAAUGGCAGUAUUACGAAAAUAGUUUGUACUCAACCAAGACGAAUAAGUGCCAUAUCAGUUGCCGAGAGAGUUGCAGCCGAAAGAGGCGAAUCACUGGGUAAUUCAGUUGGUUAUCAAAUUCGUCUCGAAAGAAUUCUUAGUCGACAGGAAGGCUGUAUAAUGUUUUGCACAACUGGAAUGUUGUUACAAUUUAUGCAAGGCGAUCCUGCUUUAACGGAUAUUUCGCAUAUCAUUUUAGACGAAAUUCACGAACGCAACACGCAAAGUGAUUUUAUCAUUGCGUUACUCAAACAAGUGAUUCCAAAGAGGCCAGACUUGAAAGUAAUUCUCAUGAGUGCAACACUAAAUAGUGACAAAUUUUCCAAAUAUUAUGGCGACUGUCCGAAAAUGCAUAUUCCAGGAUUUACGUUCCCCGUGGAAGAGUUUUAUCUGGAGGACGCGAUAUUAUUUACACGAUUUCAAUUUCCAGACGAUACAAGAAACGUCGGGGCGCAAAAGCAUUAUAAGAAGUUUAUGAAAAAACAUAAAUUUCAAGACAAAGACGAUCAGUACUUGGAUUUUAUAGGACCUUAUGUGCGUCAUCUACAAUCUCAGAGAAAAUAUCCACAAUUCGUAAUUGAUCAAUUGCGCAAUCCAAAAUGUGAAGAUUUGUCACUUGAACUUAUAGAACAAUUAGUCGCUUAUAUUUGCUCUACACAACCACCUGGUGCUAUACUCAUUUUUCUUCCUGGCGUAAUGGAUAUUACAAAAUUACAUAGACUAAUAACGGAGAGUCACCGAUAUCCAAGAGAUAGAUAUAUUGUGUAUCCGCUACAUUCCCGAAUGCCGACAGUCGACCAAAAGUUAAUAUUCGAUGUACCACCGUCCGGAGUACGGAAAAUAAUCAUAUCAACCUCGAUAGCAGAGACAUCGAUAACAAUCGAAGAUGUUGUUUACGUUAUUGAUUGUGGAAAGACGAAACUCUCUCGAUUCGAUGUGGAAAAUAAUAUUCAAACCCUAUUGCCCGAAUGGGAAACAAUCGCAAAUGCACAACAAAGACGUGGACGAGCCGGAAGAGUGAAACCCGGUAUUUGUUUUCAUCUCUACACGAGAGCUAGGGAAAAUACAUUCGAUCAUUAUCCAUUACCGGAAAUGUUACGCUCACGACUAGAGGAAGUUAUAUUGCAAAUUAAAAUAUUACAAUUAGGAAGAUCGAGUAAUUUCCUAGCCAGCGUUAUGGAUCCUCCUGAUUCUAAAGCCAUUGAUAUCUCUCUCGAUUUAUUGAGACAACUUAAUGCUCUCGAUGAUAAUGAGCGUCUAACACCUCUUGGUUAUCAUUUGGCGCAAUUACCUCUGGAUCCAAGAACAGGUAAAAUGAUAAUUUGGGCUUCACUUUUCUCGUGCAUCGAGCCAAUAUUUUCGAUAGCUGCCAGUCUGUCUUUUAAAGACGCAUUUUAUUGUCCAAUUAAUAGAGAGGAGGAGGCGCGAAAUAAAAAAAUUGAACUUGGAAUGGGACAAUUUAGCGAUCACAUUGCACUUGCCGAGGCGCUCAAACGUUUUGAAUCAAAUAAUCAUCGUUGGCAUCAGAGUGCAUCAUUUUGUCGGGAAUAUUUUCUAUCGCGUAAUACACUUCAAUUAUUAUCGGACAUGAAGUGUCAGUUUGCUCGUUAUUUACACGAAAUGAAAUUUCUUCAGAAUGAAAAUGUACGUGACAGUAAUGCCAAUAGAAAUUCUAAUAAUUUGUCACUUAUAAAGGCAAUUAUCUGCGCUGGACUCUAUCCAAACAUUGCGAUUGUCAAAGGUGUUACAAAACAUAAUGUGAAAGUGUCCACACCUGAAGAUGGAAAAGUGAAGAUACAUCCUUCGAGUAUAAACGAAAAGGUUCGAAGCAUGCCCAGUUGUUAUUUAAUUUACUUCUUUAAAAAACGAUCGACUGCAAUUUAUUUACACGAUACAACAUUUGUCAGUGCGUGGGCUUUACUAUUCGCCAAUUUUAAUAAACUCUCAGAGACCCUUGGAAAUAGAAGUGUCGUGACUGUCACGAAUACUUUAAAAUUCUCCUGUGAUUCCAGCACAGCCAGAAUUAUUCAAAAAUUGCGCGAACAAUUGGAAGGACUUUUGGAGCAUAAAAUAACCCAUCCAGGAACUGUUGAUUGGAAGGGACAAGAGGGACGAAUUGUCAAUGCAAUUAUAGAACUUUUGUCACAAGGCGAAGAAGACAUGGGUUUAGAGUCAGGAAAAUAUCAUCAACUUGAUGAAAAUGAAAUCGAUGAUGAUUCUGAUUAGUGAAAUUUGGACUGCCGUUAAUAAAAAAAAUUUAUUUUCUUUAAAAAAAUUAAUAACAUUUGUAAAUAUUACAAAUUUAAACUUUCUUUUGCUCAAUAUUAUUAAUAUACUGAGACCGCAGUUUUUCACGUUGCAUUUUUAAUAUUCAUAAAAAAUUAUUUUUCGUUCAAUUAAAAAUGAAUUGUUUCAAUCGCAAAAAAGAAUUAUUUCUACAAUAAAAAAGAAUUGAAGUCAAAA
Leptopilina heterotoma is the source of this 3379-nucleotide messenger RNA. Its product is annotated as ATP-dependent DNA/RNA helicase DHX36. The transcript is spliced from 14 exons. Bases 203 to 3142 code for a protein of 979 amino acids. NCBI's taxonomy places the organism in Eukaryota, Metazoa, Arthropoda, Insecta, Hymenoptera, Figitidae. Gene Ontology annotation, molecular function: DNA helicase activity; G-quadruplex RNA binding; ATP binding. Gene Ontology annotation, cellular component: intracellular anatomical structure; nucleus; cytoplasm. The record is from RefSeq and is a predicted model, not a curated record.